AUGUCGCACGAUCGACCGUUGUUCAGAGGGCACCCUUUGCAAUCGAUCGCAGCAGCGGCUGGUGCUGCUCUCGUCGCAAUCGGACUUGCACGGGCGAUCCCUGCUGCUACUCACUUGCAUCAAGACUUCUAUAGCCUUACUCAGACGACGGUGGCUGUGCUUGCACUGGCCUGCAUGGCCUUCCUUGUCGUAAUGCACCACAGACAGGACGGCCGUUUCCUCUCCCAAACUCAAGAGGAGCUGAUCCUGAUCGUCGGUUUCGGGCUCCUCUGCCUGGCCGUCGUGGUCGCGAGCCGGGCAUACAGGGAGCAGCCUGUCGGCAUCGGGAGGGCUUCCGGGGCGGGCGUCGGGAGCUCCAGGAAAGAAGCCGGCGUGACGGGUGGGAAGAGGCCCUAUCCGUGUUCGAACGACGCCGUCGCGUGUGUUGUCGAGGAAUGGUCUUGGUUUUGA
Molecule: messenger RNA, 450 nt
Organism: Phanerochaete carnosa HHB-10118-sp
Lineage: Eukaryota; Fungi; Basidiomycota; Agaricomycetes; Polyporales; Phanerochaetaceae
Exons: 5
Coding region: 1-450 (149 amino acids)
Source: RefSeq, a predicted model, not a curated record